Molecule: messenger RNA, 636 nt
Organism: Maudiozyma saulgeensis
Lineage: Eukaryota; Fungi; Ascomycota; Saccharomycetes; Saccharomycetales; Saccharomycetaceae
Source: the annotation of a GenBank genome assembly
AUGUACUGCGAGUUGGCAAAUAAGUUAGUGGUGGAAGCUAAAAGAACCGAACAAUUAAACAGUAGAAACAAUGCAAGAACGACGUUACCAGUGCACAACGAUGAAUUAGUACGAAAUGUUUUAAAGGAGGUAACCCAACUGAAAAAAAAUUUAGAGUUUUUCAAAGAACAACAGGAUAUUAUGUCUACAGAGGGAAUAUCCGUAGAUAGUAAUGUUAUGAAAUGUCAAUAUUUUGUGAAUUUACUAUGUUUAGAGCGUAAUAAGAGAUGUUUGUUAGGUUAUCAGAAGCUAAGAAGUGAUAUGUUGGAUUCCAUGGCAUGGGAAAAUAAUGGUAUGGAUGUUAUGGGGUCUAAUUUAGGCGAAGAAAAUAGUAACCUUACGCACCAAGAACAAGAGUAUUUAAAAAAAUAUUCUGAACUGAUUACUGAAAUGAAGAGUGGUGAAUUGACAGAUAUAGAUCUUUCUGGGUCUUUGAUUCCUCCCAAGGAAGUUUUUAUUGAUGUAAGAGUAUUAAAGGAUGCGGGUGAAAUUCAAACCGAAUAUGGUGUUUUUAAUCUAAUUAAGGAUUCCCAGUUUUUUGUUAGACAGUCAGAUGUUGAGAGGCUUAUUCAACAAGGUUUCCUUCAAAAGAUAUAG